UAAAUAGAAUGAAUUAAAAAUAAACUUUUUGUAAUAACUGAAGUUUGUGUGUCCUCGAAUCUGAUUUGCUUGGGGAAUUCUACAUACAUGCUAUCUACAUACAUACUAUCUCCGGAUGUAGACUGGUUUGUAAGUGGCAUGCUUACUGAACCCUGUUAUUUUCUUAAGCCUGAUACAGUUUCUCUAACUCCAAAAUGCUUCCCUGAAAUCUCAAGUUAGUUUCAGGACAAGGAUGGUUCCUGUCCAUGGCAUAUAUCUAAAAAUGAGAAAUAACUUUAAGAUGUAAGAAUUAUCUUCUCCUAAACUUCAUACAGAAUUGAAACAUUGUAGAAGUUUUACUCAGUUUCAAGACUUGGAUGGAAUAAUUUUUGCCUUAUAAAUAUAAGAGUAAGUGAUAGUAAACCAGUGAAAAGGACUCCAUAGGCCCCCCUGUGAAACAGCAGCACAAGCCUUUCAGGCCAGUCUGACGACCUUUUUCAGAGUAGAGCAACCAGAGAGACUCGGCCACAUGAUGGAAAGUGCAGAUGGAGUGUUUUGCAUGAAAACCGAUUAUGUAUGAGGGGGCUCAGGAGAGGAUCGAAGUAGAAUUGGAAAGGAGCAGCCACUGAAACAGGAGAAGAUAUGCUUGACCAGGUCUAGUAAAAUAUUCCCUGCCACAACCACUGUUCCAUGAAGAGACUGAGCCAAGAGGCCUGAAUAAACUAACCUGGGGUUCAGUGUUACCAUUAUUGUGGGAGGCAUCACUGAGAGCACAUCCGGACUUGUGUUACACAGUAAUCACUGCUGGGUGUCAGCAUUCAUCAGCCAGAUGGUCAGACCCACAAUUAAUCAAUUAGGCUGGGACGAUCAACUGGACUAAGUUUUCCCCUUUGGUAAAAAAGCCUCAUCAUGUGGUCAAGGCCAAUAGCACUUUUAUCCUGUUGCUUUUGGAGUAACUUCUAAAAAUUCCCUCUUUUUUUUUUUUUAAGGCCUCUGGUUACUGGACAUUGUCAAGCUCCAAGUUCCUUUGAUAACAGAGUUCCCAAUCAAGGUUUUCACAUAAUAGAUCAUCAGCAUCCCCUGUAUUCACAUUAUAACACUGAAUAUCCCAUACAAAAACAAGCUCUUCAAAGCAGCAUGCUAAGCAGUACAUUCAACUGAUCUGCUGUAUAUUUCUUCUGGUUCUACUCAAUCUGGUGGAACACCAAUGGCAGAGCUUCUCUGACUGGGCACUCAUAAAGGUGAUAAAAUGAUCUAAGAAAGCUAGUGAUAAAAGUAGUUUAUGGUACACUCAGUAUCAGACAGACAUGCUAUGACAAAAAUAAAUACCAACUCAACCUUUAUAUGAGUUGGGAUGAUACAGUCACCCCCCCCCCUUCAAAGAGAAGGAAACAGACUAGGAAAUUCAUUGAACAUGUGAUAGGAUACUCUACAUGAUAUGCCAUGGGAUAGAAGCUAUAUAUCCUGCCUUGCAUAUUUUAUUAACAUACACAAACUUGUGCAUCUAAGGGAUAAAAGCUAAGAAUGUGUUCUAGAUCUGUGUGGCUCUCCUUCAAACUUCAAGUUCUUUACUAGUGUUUUUCUAGUCUGGUGGCUCAUUCUGCUUCCCAUGCCACACAGAUCCAAACCAGCACCUUUCCCCUUUCAUGUUGAGAAUUCCCAGUCUCCACCUCAGUAGCCUUAUCUAGAUAUGAUAUCUUUCAGUCUAUUUUAGGUAGUUUUUAUCAGUUGAUUUAUAGCACAGCUUGCCUCUCCAUCACUGAUUUAUUUUUUUACCCCUCCUUAAAUUUUACCCCUCCUUUCAUUUUGGCUUACCUCUAGCUCUGUUGUACUGUACACUACAGGAGUGAUGCUUCAGAACCCUGGUGGUCACGUCUAACAGAGUCCUGUAUACUAUACAUGUUGGGUAGAACUACAGACACAAUGCAGUGGUCCCUGUGUGUACUGUUGAACUUGCUGUGUCUCUUUCCCCUUAGCUCUUUUCUGUCAGACUUGAUGUAGGAAGUGCUUCUACUUUAAUGCUUUUUGUGCAACUUAUAUAAAGAUACAGUUAGCCCAAAUAUCCAUCUUUGAUGUAUCAGUUACUCUUACAAUUACAAUGCUUUAUAGAGUAUAUUACUUUUCUAUAUAACUGCUAUAUUUGCUUUUUUGUUUUGCUACUUAGCAAUUGGAAAACAUAUCAGAACUCCCUGUUUUUACUUGAACUUAUAGCACAUGAAUAAAUAGGUGCUGAUGUAGUAAUAGUAACCAGCAUGCUUUAGCCUUCAGAGUCGGUUUUGUUCUUAUGAUGCUGCCAUUGUUUCUUGCAGUUUUAUAUUCUUUACUCUCGAGCUAAUGAGGCUCUUUCAUUGUGACCUGCAAUAUCCUGUAUAUUACACAGUUGAGUCCUGCCAUCUAGGCUGGCUUUCUGCUUCAUUUUGCUCCUGACCUGCCUCCCCCACCCCCAACAUACACACACACACACACACACACACACACACACACACACACACACACACACACACACACACACACACACACACCAAUGCUAUUCCAGGCCUGGCCUCUCAUGACCAGAGACUGCUGACUCAUCCUGGCCUGUGCCAAGCUGUGCAGUCGCUUAGUGAUGUGGACAGGAGUCGAAGGACUAGAAUGAGCUCACUGAACUCAUUUCACUUGUUGCUUACGGUACAGUCCAGCAUGAGCUGGAAAUGUAGGAACCUCAGCCUCCCGAGCAGAAAGACCCCUUGACCACCAGUCUGUUGCCUGUUACUGCUCUUCAUUUUUAAAUACACACCAAUGCAAUCUUCUGAAUGGCCACAGGUAAGGCUGUCGGCUUGUGGGAUUCUUCUCUGAGGCACCUUCAGUGAGUCUCCUCAGUGUUCCAGAAGGGAAAAGGGCAGGAGCUGAGUUCAGACCUGGAUACCCUUCUAACUAUCCUAGAGAAAAAGGGAAAUUCCCUCUAAGGCUUGCACACUGUACUUAGGAUGCAGCCACUCUCUGUCCCCUGCCCCAAUGAACAUCUGCACUAGGCCCAAGCCUUGGAGUGAUUUACCUGAAGAGUGACACCAAUUAUCUGGAAACUACUAUGAGGAAACUGAAGCCCAGAGAGGUGAAGUGAGGUGCCCAAAGCCACACAGCAAGUUGCAGGCACAGCUAGUUCCGUAGCUCAAGUCUCCUGACUCCCAGUCCAGUGCUCUUCCCAUUACUCCACGGGUCCUGUCUCUAAGCUUCCUGACAAAUGCUAGAACGGAAGAAACCCAAGACAGCUGAAAACCAGAAGGCAUCUGAGGAGAAUGAGAUUACUCAGCCGGGUGGAUCCAGCGCCAAGCCGGGCCUUCCCUGCCUGAACUUUGAAGCUGUUUUGUCUCCAGACCCAGCCCUCAUCCACUCAACACAUUCACUGACAAACUCUCACGCUCACACCGGGUCAUCUGAUUGUGACAUUAGUUGCAAGGGGAUGACCGAGCGCAUUCACAGCAUCAACCUUCACAACUUCAGCAAUUCCGUGCUCGAGACCCUCAACGAGCAGCGCAACCGUGGCCACUUCUGUGACGUGACGGUUCGCAUCCACGGGAGCAUGCUGCGCGCACAUCGCUGCGUGCUGGCAGCAGGCAGCCCCUUCUUCCAAGACAAGCUGCUGCUGGGCUACAGCGACAUCGAAAUCCCGUCGGUGGUGUCCGUACAGUCAGUGCAAAAGCUCAUUGACUUCAUGUACAGCGGUGUGCUGAGAGUCUCACAGUCGGAAGCUCUGCAGAUCCUCACAGCCGCCAGCAUCCUGCAGAUCAAAACAGUCAUAGAUGAGUGCACACGCAUCGUGUCACAAAACGUGGGCGAUGUGUUCCCAGGCAUCCAGGAUUCUGGCCAGGACACGCCAAGAGGCACACCAGAGUCAGGCACAUCUGGCCAGAGCAGUGACACGGAAUCAGGCUACCUACAGAGUCACCCACAGCACAGUGUGGACCGAAUCUACUCCGCACUCUACGCUUGCUCCAUGCAGAAUGGCAGCGGCGAGCGCUCCUUUUACAGUGGUGCAGUGGUCAGCCACCACGAAACUGCUCUCGGCCUGCCCCGUGACCAUCACAUGGAAGACCCCAGCUGGAUCACACGCAUUCAUGAGCGCUCGCAGCAAAUGGAGCGCUACCUGUCCACCACCCCUGAGACCACGCACUGCCGCAAGCAGCCCCGGCCUGUGCGCAUCCAGACCCUGGUGGGCAACAUCCACAUCAAGCAGGAAAUGGAAGAUGACUAUGACUACUAUGGGCAGCAAAGGGUGCAGAUCCUAGAACGCAAUGAAUCCGAGGAGUGCACAGAAGACACUGACCAGGCAGAGGGCACAGAGAGCGAGCCCAAAGGUGAAAGCUUUGAUUCUGGGGUCAGCUCCUCCAUCGGCACCGAGCCUGAUUCAGUGGAGCAACAGUUUGGGGCUGCAGCCACAAGGGACAGUCAGGCGGAACCCGCCCAACCUGAACAGGCAGCAGAAGCCCCAGCUGAGAGCAGUGCCCAGCCAAACCAACUAGAAACAGGUGCCUCCUCUCCCGAAAGAAGCAACGAGGCGGAGAUGGACAAUACAGUCAUCACUGUCAGUAACAGCUCCGAUAAGGGCGUCCUACAGCAGCCUUCAGUCAACACAUCCAUCGGGCAGCCAUUGCCAAGUACCCAGCUCUAUUUACGCCAGACAGAAACCCUCACCAGCAACCUGAGGAUGCCUCUGACCUUGACCAGCAACACACAGGUCAUUGGCACCGCUGGCAACACCUAUCUGCCAGCCCUCUUCACUACCCAGCCCGCGGGCAGUGGCCCCAAGCCUUUUCUUUUCAGCCUGCCGCAGCCCCUGACAGGCCAGCAGACCCAGUUUGUGACAGUGUCCCAGCCCGGCCUGUCCACCUUUACUGCACAGCUGCCAGCGCCACAGCCCCUGGCCUCAUCUGCAGGCCACAGCACAGCCAGUGGGCAAGGCGACAAAAAGCCUUAUGAGUGCACUCUCUGCAACAAGACUUUCACAGCCAAACAGAAUUACGUCAAGCACAUGUUCGUACAUACAGGUGAGAAGCCCCACCAGUGCAGCAUCUGUUGGCGCUCCUUCUCUUUGAAGGAUUAUCUUAUCAAGCACAUGGUGACGCACACAGGAGUGAGAGCGUACCAAUGUAGCAUCUGCAACAAGCGCUUCACCCAGAAGAGUUCCCUCAAUGUGCACAUGCGCCUACACCGCGGGGAGAAGUCCUAUGAGUGCUACAUCUGCAAAAAGAAGUUCUCCCACAAGACCCUGCUGGAGCGACACGUGGCCCUGCACAGUGCCAGCAACGGGACCCCUCCCGCAGGCACGCCCCCAGGAGCCCGAGCGGGUCCACCAGGCGUGGUGGCCUGCACAGAGGGGACCACUUACGUGUGCUCCGUCUGCCCAGCAAAGUUUGACCAAAUCGAGCAGUUCAACGACCACAUGAGGAUGCAUGUGUCUGACGGAUAAGUAGUACCUUUCUCUCUUUCUUAUGAACCAAACAAAACAACAACAAAAGAAAUAAACAAGCAAACAAACAAACAAACAAAAGCUAUGGCACUAGAAUUUAAGAAAUGUUUUGAUUUCAUUUUUACUUUCUGUUUUUGUUUUUGUUCCGUUUCAUUUUGUACUACAUGAAGAACUGUUUUUUGCCUGCUGGUACAUUACAUUUCCGGGGGCUCGGGUAGAAAAUACUUUUCCCAGUCUCCCUUGGAUGGUGGCCUUAAGGCCUGGUAGUGCUUCAGGAGGUCCACUGGUUGGAUCUCUAGCUACUGGCCUCUAAAUACAACCCUUCUUUACAAAAACAAAAAACAAACAAACAAAAAAAACAGAAACAAGACAAAAACAAAACAAAAAAAGCAAAAAAUCACACACACACACAAAAAAAAAACAAACAAAAAAAUCUUUUAAAAAAGUUUUAAAAAAAUGUUUAAAAAAAAAGAAAAAUUGUUUUUCCACUCGUGAAGAGCACUACAAAAUUUCUUAUGAGCUGUAAAGGCCUGCUGUCUUUAAGUACACCGCUCACAGUGUUUCAGUGGACAUUUCACUAUUCUGGCCACUUGGACUUCACAGUAAGCAGUUUAAACUGUGGAAUGUCACUUCUGGUUGAAAACCCAGAUGAAAGGCCCUGCUGUUUCCACCUACCACGUUGUCUGAUCUCAUUAAAGGGCUCUGGGAUGGGAGGGGCCGGUGAGCCCAGUGGUGUCGGAAAGGCGGUGUGGCAGGCUUCUCCCCCAGGUCGACCUGGUCCACACACCCUGGCCCACCUCCUCCACAUCCCUGCCCCUUUCAGCAGAAGCCAGGAAGACUUGGACAAGCAACAAGCAACAGUGGCUAUCGUAUUUAUUCAGUGUCUUGGCUGAGCCUCAGCCUCAGCACAAUCAAGAGGGACUUUCAUGAAAGGCAGGAAUGCAGAUAAAAACAAAGAUUACAGAUUUGCACCUAUGUUUCUAGGUACAAGAGAAGGAUUAUUUCCAACAAUCUUUGCAAAAAAAAAAGUGUCAGGAUAUAUUCUUGUGGAAGAGAAAAAGAAAGAGAAAUGGAGGGUGGGGGGAACAGUAAAAAGUUCUUGAGGCUUUUUUAAUUCAAAAAUUUAUAGAGGGGCAAAAGUGAUGUUUACCAGAUAGAAUGCUGAUUUUUUUAAUAUAUUUACAACAGUAUUUGUGUAAAAAAAAAAACAAAAAAGUGAGAUUGUUAAAAGUGAUUUUUUUCUCAUUUUGGUUUUGCAUACACUGCCACCGCUCUCUUUUACUUUGUCUCACACAUAUAUAUAUUUUUUGCUAAGUCAAGACUGUUAAGGUUAGCGAUACUGCUUCCAGAUAGAAAGAAUAAAAGGCAACUAAAGUUAUAUUUGAAAGAGAGGAAGGAUAUUUUCUUCAUAUUUUUUUCUUAAUUUUUAUUAUUUUAAAGUAUUGCCUGGGUUGUUGAGGGUCUCCAAGACCCGCCCACCCUGCUGUAAUUUCAACUGCUGCUCUGUUUUUUGAUGCGUAGAUCUUUGACUUCUAGCAAGCUUAAGUGGCUCCACUGAAUAGUUAUCACCCAUCCAUCUAGAAUUCUGUCCUUUGUCAAGGGAGGGAUGUGCUCUUUUAGAAACAGAUUUCUUACUUCUCCAAAAUCUCACUGAGCUCUUAGGAUUCUAGAGUUUCCAUUAACCUUGCUUUUUUUUUUUUUUUUUUUUUUUUUUUUGCCUCUGGUGAAACACUAGUGGUCUAGAGAUCUUGCCACAGGGAUUCGUUUCCUUUGUCCACCAGGAGAAGGAGUCCACAUGCCUCUACCCUGCCUCCUCAUCCUCUCCACUGUAUGAGCAUCGCUAUGAGAAGCCUGUUACAAACCACAGUUCUUCCUUUCACAGCCCCUGCCUCUUUCCACCAUGGCUGACAGGGCUGAGUAGGAUGAGCAUUCUUCAGUUGAUUAUUGACUCUUGCUUUUUUGGAAAUUAACAGUUUCUCUGUGCUAACAUCCAGCUUUCAAAAGGCCAUGAAUCUCCGGCAUUAUCCCAGAUGCUGCUCUUUCUAGUUGGGAUUUCUCUCUUUGGUCUUGAUCAAGAAUUCAUAAGACUUUUCCAAUUACAUACAGUGUCCUGAAGGGAUUCCAGCUAAAAAAAAAUAGGACUUUUUAAACCUAGCUAAUACUCACUAAGUACUUUCAUGACUGGCCAUGUUUUAGCACACUUAAAAGGAAAAGUAACUAUUCCAAUAACACAGAGACACAAAACUACAUUUAAAAAAAAAAAUAAAGAAGAGAUUUUCUUUUCUAAAUUGCUCUACAUUUUAAUUCAAUUUUCCCCCUAAUUUUCCUGUUAACAUUUUAUUUAAAAAAAAAAAAAUGCAGCAAAUGAGGGAAAAUUUUCUAAGGCAAGCAACUCUAUAAUGACUAAAUUGGUUUUAUUCAUAUAUUUUAGACAAUUGGUUAACUUGGAUCCUUUCCAUAAGUUCUUUGUGAUGUUUAGUAGUUUGUACAACUGGAGUAUUUGUGGCGUUGAAGUUGGUCUUAUGGUGCUUAAUUCAGUGGAUGUUUUGCUAGAAGUUGUAGUGUGGAUUUGGAUGGGUAGCUGACUACUGAGUGUCACUUAUCGUGAUUUCUAAGAAGGGGACACCCAAAAAACUUGUGUGACCUGUUUUAAAAGUUAGCUUCAGAAAUGCAGAAGUUCUCCUUACCCUACCCCCUCCUAUUUUUGCUGUUGUUAAUAUUGGAAGUCAGGAGUGAGUUAAUGUUUCUUUACCACCAAUAGAGGGAGCAUUAAGUAAUGAUGUCAUGGAAUCAUUUGGAUAGUUCAAAAAAUGAAUCUCAUUGUGCCCAUCAGGAAAAAACCAAAAACUGAUGCUGUGAUUUUUUUUUCUUAAUCUGGAGGAAAAAAGACAUGAAAUCAUUUAUCAUAUAAAGCAAGGAAAAGAAAGCAGAGGUCCAGCUUUAGAUAUCUUCACUGUUGAUGGGAGCACAUUGAAAGUAGUGUCUCUGGUCAAACCUCAGUAUAGUCAAAACUCAGACUGUUCCUAGGAAAACUUACCUCGAGUGCCAUUAGGUUACACUUCCAUCUGCUUACGACAUCAGAAAGAAUUCCAUUGAUCUUAAUGCUGUGUGCCACUGUCAAAAAAAGCUAAGCAACUGGGUUAAAAAUCCAACAUUUGUUGUGGAGCAUGUAAAACAAAAAAGGGGACAACACCAGGUGACUUGAAACUCUGAGACAUAAUCCUGUCCCUAUAAAGAGAAUAUCUCCUUUUAAAAUGUGUGGGAAGAUCCCUGAGGAAUUCUUGGUCAGGUCCUACUGUACAGGCUCAUUCCUACUGUUUUUACCCCAGACAUCUCCCAACCUAGAACUGAAGGACACUCCAUUGGCAUCAGAGCUCUAAAGCAAAGAAGCUUCUAUAGUGCUGGUGCUGUAUACCUGGCCUCUCAACGGCUGUUUUCCAACUGCAGUACAUUGUAGAAGAUAAGCCAGCCCGCACCUACGUCAAAAAGUUACGGGUGCUUCCGGGAUUGUUCUGCCCAUGCACACUCGCUGUUUCACAAUCACAAAUAAGAAAGAGAAGGUGAGAAAGAUUGCUGUAUUUUGGUUUUCAGUCCUACAGUUUUCAUAAUGGGAUGCUAUCAGUUCUUUUAAAACUAGAAAACAGACAAAAAUAAAGGUCCUUUUAGUAUUCAGGGACACUUGCACACAUGCACACACGCUCACACAUGAUAGAAGCAGGUGUUCCAGGCAAAAGACCUCUUGAGAAGUUUAGGGAACAAGAGCUGCAAAUUUGGUAUGCAAAAGAAUAUUAGUGUGUGUGUGUGUGUGUGUGUGUGUGUGUGUGUGUGUACACAUAUAUACAUAUAUGUGCAUAUAUAUAUAUAUUUUAUCAAUCUGUGAUUUUAACAAGGAAUUUGUUAAAUACAAAAACAAAAUAGUACCAGCAUUUGUACAAAAAAAGAGCCCCUAACUGUGUAAAAUAUAUCCUCCAAAAGACAGUAAUUUGAACUAAUGGAUAUGAUUCAGCUCUACAAUAAAAAGCAAAAUCAAAUAACCAAGAAACAACCACACACACACACACAGUAAUCCUAGAUGAGAAUCUUUAUAGAAGUGUUUUCACUGUUGUGAACUGACCUUCCUGUGGACUCCCCCGUCCCGGGUCUUUCUGCCAGGAGGUAGGGUGGUAAGUAAUCCUGACUCAUGUUCCAGAUGCCGCCUCUCCCCUCUACGCUAUCUAGAGGUCACAGUAGCUGGUGGCUUUAGGAAGACUUGGGCUUGCCUUCUUUCUCUUUAAGUAAGAGACACUUUAUUGUGUAUCAUAAUAUCAUGUAAGGACCAAGAAAACUCUUCUCAGUCCAUGAGCAGAGAGAGUCUGUGUGUCUGAAACUAGAGAGCAAGAGUUUCCUCUGGCCGUGCCUGUUUCCCAUCAGUCUCCCUGUCACGAUCUAUGUGUGCUUCCAUUUCACACACCAUCCACCAUCAUAUGGCCUGCUCAUGCCCCAAAGCACUGUUUUCUUUCUGAAGUUAAACCGGAAGUGUGUGCCUCAUCAAAGCCCUCAGGUCCCCAGGAAAAAACAGGAAAGUUCCUUGUUGUAAUCCUCCAAGAUACCCCCAACACUGUUGUCCUGAGGAAUGAUGGCAGGGAGGUGGACCUGGCAAGGAUGCAUAGCAGAUAAGGCCCAUUCUGAGCCUUCCCCGAUGUUGCAGAGGGAGGUGUUUUGAUUAGUUAGGGCUAAUGAGAGGUAUGAGAGGUAUGUGGUCUACAGAAGAUCACAUCAGGCCGGUACUGCCCUGACAAGUGGGCAGCUGCAGCUAAGGGAACAAAAAGGUGUAGCCCAGGAACAGACAGGGGAUGCCCUGGGGAGAGAAGAGAACAUAGAGGGUGGGUGCCCUUUCUGCUGUGACUUGCCUCUUAAAAGAAACCCUCUAAAAAGGAUUCUUUAAUUUAGUAAUGAGUUGAAGUCCAGGGUAAUGGAAGCUCUGGGGAAGAGAACAAAAGAAUUGUGAAAUGUAUUCAGUACCCAACAAUACCAAACCAGAAAGCAUCCAAUCACAAAGCUAGGAAGUUUGGCAAGAGGUACUUAGGGAAACCUCCAACCUUUUCCAUGGGUAGGGUCCGCAGACUUUCUUUUGAGUGAUUUCUGGCUCAGAGAAACCUCUUUACUCACUAGAAAAGAACUUUAUUUAAAUGGCCAAUUUCGUCCCCCAGGAGGGGAGAAAGAAUUUUUUUUUUAAAAAAAGACAGAAAAGAAAAAUAGGACACUAAAGACAGAACCAUGUGAGUUGGUGACAAACAAAAGAAAAGGGGACACUAGAAUUUCAAUAGACUCCCCAUUGGAUAGAUAAUAAUAAUUAAAAAAAAAAAAAAAAAACCCUACCCAAGGCCUCCUUGCUCCAGACUCCCAGUCUUCUGGGAGGGGCAGUGCUUGAGCUGACCCAGCUGCUAGCUUUCUGGAGCUGGACAUAAAACUUCCCAACUGGGACCCUGGCAACUUUCAUUCUGCAUUUUCAUAAAGAAAGGAGACUGCCCUCUUAAGUGCCCUGGAAAUAGGUGGUGGCAUGGGGCAAACUUUGAAAAGCAACCCCUGCACUGGUGCUCAGGAUGCCCAAGAAGCUCGUGAAAAUACUUAAAUAUUCCCAAGGGCUUUGUGUGCAGUUAUCAUUUCCAAUACAUCUUAAACAUCCACAUGAGGCCGACUGUGUUCCUGUAAAACUGCACAAUUACUAACCCAAAGCACCAUCAUUUCUAGUCCUGGGUAGCAAGAUGAUCAACCCAAGCAAUAUAGCCCAAGGAGUUCUUUAAGUUUCUCAAGAUGCUUAUCUGUUUGAACACUGAAUCCACAGCAGGAAGUGAUGAGCAUCACUGGGGCCCGGAGUGCCGUGGGGGCUGUAGAGUGCUGCUGGGGCUUUAGAGCUGGUCUCCAUUCUCUCUAAGGUGAAGAGGCAAAGUGAAGGCUUGAAGGGCACAAGAUUUUUUUUUCAGAACUGUAUGUCUCCUCCCCACGGAAGGAAGACUAAAAAGGCCCAGAGUCUUAACAUAUGGCUUACUAACAGCUGCCCUUCUCCUAGAGUUUCUUCAGGCCCCAUCUAUGCUCCACAGAUUACUGGCAUAACCCCAGCUAAGGAACUUUCACAAGAAACCAUUACAUUGUACGAUUAUUGCCUUAAGUUAGAAGCCCUGAAGGAAAGCAGACAAUACACACACACACACACAAAAUGAAAGGCUGCGAAGAUAGGGACAUUUCUUGGUUUGUAAUGGAUUCAUAAUCACAAAAAUAAGCUCUAUUCAGUCUGAGCUCUAUGGAACCAGUGACUUCCUGGGAGGCACCAAACUUGUAGGGGGACCAGCUGCUUUCAGGAAGCAGCUAUUUCCUGUCUGUUCUGUUUCAUUGGUAAGUCGAGGCUGAAUGUAAAAUAACCAUGUUGCUAAGUAGCAAGUCCUGUUAAACAUAAUCACAGGUGCCUGGAUGGCUCUUAAAUGUCUCCUUAACAGGGAUCCCAAUCCCAAAAUACAGCUUUCUCUUUCUACAGAGACUGUAUCGCUACAGACUGCACUCUGUCUCACCUCAGUUUUGAGGUGCAUUUGGUUUGUCUUGUGAGCUUUUGUUUAAAUUCAAAAUCAAAACUUUCACAUCUUUAGUGAAGAGGCAUAAUCUACAGAUCAUAGACAAACUCUAGCCCUAGUCAUGAAAUCCUAGCUUGAGCAAUGCCUGAAAACAGUCCAAGUCUCUCCUUGGAUCUCUUUCAGACUGAGAAGUUUCUUGAUUCAGAGUGCUUACAUGAUCCUGAUACUCCUAAGGCACAGAGAAAAAGAACCCCACAAGAGACAUCUGUUUCUACUGCUGUUGCGACAGUUGUUAUAGCCCAAAGCAUAACUGUCAUUUACACACAGAUGCUAAUAACAAAAGUGGCUUAACCCAUCCAGUUUGUCACAGCUGCUGUCCAGAAUGUCUAUCUGUGGUGCACCUUAUCCAUGUGCACACAUGGUGUGAGGUGCUUGUACCACAAAACUUCAUUCGUAUUCUCCAGUGACAGCAGCAUACACUUGAGAAUUUCCAGCUAGAGUCAAAGGCCUGACACCAUGCAUAUCCCUGCUUUCUGCUUUGUUACCUUGGUUGGGUGUGUCGAGAUCUGUGAUGAGGCUUUACAGCAUUCAGAAGUAGCCCAACCAUCAGUAGUUUGUGUAUAGACCCUCAAGGAAAAACUUGAACAAAUGCUACACUUCUGUGGAUUUACUGGUGAAUUUUGUGUGUGUGUGUGUGUGUGUGUAUAUGCACAUGUGUGUGCACAUGACCCUGCAGAUUUGUAUGUUUGUGUAUAUUUAUGUUGUCUGAGUGUGUGUGCAUCUCUCAAAUGAAGCACAAAGGCAGAGUUCCUGGUGCGUAGAUACAGUUGCCUCUUCUACCAUUGUGCUCAGACUCAUGGCUUUCUUCCCAGGAAGCAGUCACCUGCCCACUCUGUUGCUUUUUGUAGCAUUUCAGAGUUGGGAGAAACAAAGGCAGCUUGUUGGCUCCACAGCAAACCCACAGGGACAGGCUGUUUUCCUCCAGAAGCGGGUGGAGUACACACACUCAACCAGAAGCAGACCAGAGGGAGCCAUCCAGUGCACCUCACAGGACUCCCAGAGGAGGUACCUAGCCAGGCAGGUGACACCCAAACAUCCCAGGAGUAAGCCGGAGCUCAAAGACUAUCCCUGUCCUCUCUGGAACCUUCCAGGCUUUAGAGAAGGAACAUAGUCUACACAUCCUAGAGAAAUCUAGCCCCAGGCAUGAAGUCCUAGCUCCCAGCACAUGCUCACACACAGGAACCACAUGGGAGUUCUACUCCCAAACUGAAGCUCCCUGAUGCUGCCUGCACCUAUAGAAUAUCACCACCAUUCACAAGCUGUAUCUCCUGAAACCAGUGUGGCCUUCACCCAAGUCUUUCCAGGAAUGGGUUGUUUACCAUGUCUAGCAAACCAAUAAGACUAUUAGGGAGUAUCUUGAGGGUAAUCUAUAAGAAUCAGUGGCUGUUGCCCAUGUCAGACAUUAAAGUAGAAUGCUACUCUAGCAUAGUAUACUGAAUGACUGGACUUAGCUUUCAUAAGUUACUCUUGAUGCCUUGGUGACCUGAAAACAGUUGGAUUUAGUGUUUUCAUUCCCAUGCCUCUCUUUUACUAGACAGUUUCUUUCCUCCCUCCCUCCCUCCUUCCCUCCCUUUCUUCCUUUCAAUACGUAGAUUAUUUCUGCUUUACAGAAUUCAGAGGACUUUUCGUUCCUCUUGUGUUUUAGUGACAUUUUCCCUUCCCCCAUGCAGUAAGGUUACUUACCAUUGCAACUAUUGUUUUUGUUGUUUAUUAUUUUUAAAAUGUAUAUUGUCUUUCUGUAUCCAAGAGAAGUCUGUGACCGUAACCACAGGAAUUUCUUUUUACUGGAAAAGAGUUCAUUUCUUGUUUUUUGUUUUUAUUGUUUUAAUUAGCAGUACUAGUGACUUUGUGGAAGACUAUGGUUGCUAUUUAGGUAAGCUUACUUAAGUACAAUACACUACAUUGCAGUGUUUCUGAAACUUAGAACACACAUUAUAUAUAACAGCUCUAUACUGAAAUAUAUUACAUUAUAUUCAUUUUAACUUUGAAUCUGCCAUAUGAUCAUCAGUUGAUUGAAAUAUUAUUUCUUCACAUAUAUCCCAUCACCACCUGCUGCAGUUAAUCUGGUGCAUUUAAUGACCAUUGUUGCUCUCAUUUGCCUUUUACAUUAUCAGCUUCAGUAUUGUCUUUAUGAGAUUUUAGAACUUUUUUUUUUUAAGCUCAGACAUAGCACAUGUAGUAAAGUGAAAAUUGUUUAAACUUCUUUAAAACUUAUUUUGCUGUGGCUAAUACCAAGAAGUUCAUAUUCCACAUGACCUUGUUUAGCUGAUGCUGUUAACAUCUGAAGAACAACAGAAGUGCAUAUGAACAUAUCUGUGAUCUUCCCAUAUAGGACUGCCAUCAUCUGUAUUUGCUUCAAAAGAAUAUAACCAAGGAGCUGCUUGUCUGUCACACAGUCUGACCAACCGUAAUAAGCUGCAUUUCCAAAGGGCUGCUUUGGUGGGAAGCAAAGACAGGGAAAUGCCUUGCUGUCCCAACUGUGUCUUCAAACAUUAGUUCUCAGUAUUGAUCCUACAGGGCCUGCUCUCUCUCUCCACCAUGCUUGCCGUUGUUUUCAUUAGUCUUCAGCAUUUCCCUAGAGGCAUCUUGGCAAUAAUACACUGUUGAUUUUCCCCAAGAGAUUUGUUUUAAAGUAAAACCACAUUUCUGGGAGCUUUUUAUUCACAGAACUCAGAAACACACAUGACAUCGUCAGCCUUUGGAAUCUGUAAGUCUCUAGGUUACCUGGUCCCCAGCAUCUCUACUUGCUUUCUUUAGUCAGGACACCCAUGGUGCAUUCAGAGAGCAGAUCAUCUUCCAACAGAAGCCCUUGUAGGUGGUUUUUAAAGGAACUUUCUUCAGCUGCCCCAGCUCUUCUACUGCAAGCCUGGAAAUCAGAAUCAAGCCAGCUGAACCCUGUCUCAUUCUCCACAUUCUAUAUUCAGGACCAAACGACGACAGCUUUUCAUAAAACUCAAUAGGAACUCCCCCUCCCCCAUGAUGGACCAAUAUUUAGGCUUCUCAGUGUGAACAUACCACUUCCUCCUUCAAUCUUCCCUUGCCAAUCAUUAUCUUCCAGUCUCAUCGCGUUCUGCCGUGCCUAUCCAGUAUAUCCCUUCCCCUCAACCCAUCCAAACUCUCCUCAGCAUCCUCCACUUGUAAAGACUGACAUUCAUUAAGGAACUUUCCAUUCUUAGUCUCCUUUGAUGAUUCUAGAGUCUAGUAGGAAACUACUCAUGUAGCAUCGGUUCUCAAUGAAAGACAUGUCAGAGGGAAAGCAGGAGUGGGAACUGCGUGGAAGUAAGGCUGUCCCUUUGGUGAUUAGGUACAGGUAGAUUGUCUCGACUCCAGUAUUCUUGCUUUCUUACCAAAAAUUUUCUCAUUUCUUCUUUCUUUUUAAAGGUAACUAUGUGCUACCCAAUCACCUCUUCACUCCCCAACCCUGACAAUCCUACAUUAUGACCUCUAACUGUUCAUGAAUUUCUCCUACCACUCUUCUUAGCAUCUUUCUUUAAAUGAGGUCAUAAACUUGAGACUCAUAGGCAGAAUAAAGCAUGUCUUCGUUUCAGCUGCAGAUUUUAAAGGUUGUCAGUAUCUGAGAGUAGGAGGACCUGAGUCAGAGUUUUAAAUGUCAACUGUACUAGCUGAGAUCAUUAAUUCCUCUCACCUUUACAUUAAACCAAAGAUAAGUAUUUUCUUUCCAUUUUUUAAUAUCACAGUUUUCAGAUUCUUGAUUUGAGUAACAAUUUCUGAGGGAGGGAAAAAAAAAACCCUCCCUUGUUGAUUACUUCUGCUUGUGCUAAUAUUUAGCUAAUGACAUGUUUGGCAGAUACUAGAUUUACAGGAAUCUGAAGAAAGGGAUACCAUUUCAAAAUAACUUUGGUAGCUAUUCAAGCCAAAAGCCACUUUCACUCAAACACACUAUAAGAAAAGUUUGAGAGAGUUUCUUCAUGUAUUACACUUUGAAAAGCCAAAUAUUUGUUGAUCUGAAACUUUGAGGGAUAAUUUAUUACAGAAUAAAAGCAUCUAUGAAGUUUAUCUAAUGCCUGUUUUAUAACAGAAAUUGAUAUAAACCUAAUAAGUGUUAAAAAAAACAAGAACAAGACUAAAUGGAUACUAUAUUAAAUUAUAAGUACAGUACUCAGUUUAUAAAUGCAUACUAUGUUAUUUGGCCAUAAUUCUAGGGUUCAUUCCAUUCAUAGCUGUCUGGUCUGCAGAACACUGGUGAAGAAGACGUUGUUGGUAUCUCCCUUUGGGGAUACUUGCAAUGCCAUUUCACAGUGACCCUUUAGCACAAUGCCCUGACUGGCUGUGUUGCCACAUUGCCUCUCUGCUCAUAUAAAAAUGGAGAGUCUAAGACACAAUUUGGAGUACACAGGCACUCACUUCUUGCUCCUUGACACUCAGAAUCCACACUUCAUAUGGAAAAAAUGUAUUGUUGCUUGACUUGAGGCUUGAUCCAGACUUUGACUUAAACCAAUUUAUAGCAUCAGUUCCCACAGAGAGCAAUGAGAUAAGUGUCAGAUUCAGAAGCCUUCCUGAGGUAGGCAUCUAGCAGGAAGCCAUCAUGUCUUAGGCCAAUGUUGGAAUCGUUGAAGACUGACUUUUCCUUCCUAUCUCCUCCCACUGAGGUUUACCCUCUCUUCUUUCUUUUUCCAUUUGGGCUCCUGUCAUCUCUUUUGAAGGUAUUCUGUAUCUGAAGCUAUCUUGUCCACUGGCAUUGUCUUCUGAAGACAUAGAAGACUCUUCCAAAUCACCAAACACUAUCAUCUCAAGUACAGUAUGGAAUGGGAGAGAGCUGGCUCAGGAAGAUCUCUGUUGGUCCAGUUGAUCCAGGCUGCCUUCUUGCCAUUGUUCCUUCAAGCUCUCAAAUCAAUCCAACCCCAAGACCCAGAAUGUCUCACCACAACCUCUUAAGUCACAGAUGAAUGUCUAAAUCCUGUUUAAUAUUCUAGAGGCUCAAGGGUGUGAAUUCUUACUGCUCAUGAGCCUCCUGUUUUUGCAAGCCGACACCUGUCAAGAGCACCAACAGCCCGAACAGUAACAAAUGCAGCAACAAUAAUGGUCAGAAACACUAUAGUAUAUAUUUGAGAGAUUAGGAAGUGAUUUUUUUUUCUUCUUUUAUCCAUUAAAAAAAAAAAAAGGCGUGCAUACCCUCUCCCCAACACAUUUCAGAAAACCUGCAUCUCAUUUUACAGUUAGAUAGUUUUAGUUUUUGUGAAUAUAGAUUAGGAAAUGUUCUGGAAUUGAAGCUGGUAGCAAACAAGUUUAUUUUCUGCACUGGACAUUAGAACAUGUGUGCAUGGAUACAAUUCCUUCAAAGAAAGUGAAACAUGGCAAAGCAAAGGGACAAUACUUUCACACAUUAAAACAGUUGUCUGCUAUCUGUAAACCUUGAUUUAAGCAUAAUUAUAACUUCAUAGAAAUCUGAAACUGGAGGAAUGUGUAUUUUAUAGUUUGUUUGUUGAUUUAUUUUCUUUUAUGCCUUUCUUCUCAAGCUAAGGAAAUAUUUUGAUUCUCUGAUUUGAUGCUGUCCCCGUACCCCAGAGUAGUCUUCUGCCCCUUAGAAAAGCCUUUUAGUCUCCCAUCAAGGGGUCCUUUUUCAUGGAAGUCUUAUCUUCCUUUUCUGUCACUUAGAGCUUUGAGAAGGAAAUAAUCUCUGCACUUUGGGGAUGGAAGAGUUAAAACAGAAUAGAGUCCUUGGAGGAAAUACUAUCUUUACCUAAACUGACAGGUCUGGGGCCAAAGAGUGGAGCAGACCACUGAUGAAAACUAUUGAUCUUAUACUUCAGAUCAUCAUGGCCUCCUCAAAUCCAUUUUGGAAUAAAGCUGGGGACAAAUUUAUUUUCUUUUAUGUGGAUGUUUCUUGUGAGUAUCUAGUACAGAAUUCCCAGAAAGGAAAAAGAAAAAGCAUUAAUAAAAUACUCACGUCAUUUGAUCUACCCACUUUCACAGGAGUAGGGACUUCAAGCUCUCUAUGGUCCUAAGGUCUUAAACAUGGCAACAUCCACUUCCACCUCAAUCCUAGGGCCCUUCCCUGGCACUCAGAUGGUAGUAAGUAGGAAAUCUCCAGGCUGCCAGCAUUCACCUAUCCAUGCCUAGCAUCACAAAAGAGGAAAGCACCAAAUUAACACUGAGAAAGGGGUCGUAGUCCCUUGUCAAAGCAUGCUCUGACAGCUCAGCUUAGCUUACAGAUAGCUUGGCAACCUUUUUAUAACCUGGCUUUUAUACUAUAAUUUACAUUUUUGGCUCAAAUUUGGGAAAUAAAUGCAAUUCCAGUUAAGGGAACAGAAGGGAAGUGGGGUAAGGGGAUGGCAUAAGUUAGUGGACCCAAAUAGAAUUCAAUUAUAAAAUCCUAAAACCCAUUCUCCGGGUUACCAAAGAAUGAUCUCACUGGUCCUGUCAGGGUUCCUCGUCUCUCUGUGUGAUGGGUCUGAGAAUUAAUACAACUCUACUCCUCUGUGAUUCAUGGCUUCUGUCCAUCUAUCAUGACUAUCUGAAGAGGUUAUAGAAAUCCUUGGCCACUCUGCAUCUCAUCUGCCCUCCAGGACACAUGUGAUGUAUGCAUCCAGAUGACCAAAAACAGCCUAGGCCUUUGAUAAGGUUUUGCGGUAGUAUGAAGUGCUUCAGCUCAAGGUAGGGAACCUUUAAAAACAAAGCUAGCUAUUUUACUCUUUGCUCUUCAUGGAACACAUCUUGGCUUGAAGUCAGCAAGAGAGUUAGGAGAAAGUUCCCAAAGAUGCUUGAGCAGUUAAAUGUCAUCCUUGCUCCCAUUGACUUAGACUUCAGGUUUCGAGAGGAGCCUAUUGAAGUAUAUACAUUAAGGAUAACUUGCUUAGGCAUAUCUAAUUAAGAUUCAUCUUUGCACCAUUGUUGAAAGAACUGUGGUUAUCAUAGUAGAUGAAUGCCGAGUUUCUCAGAAAUCCACACCCAUCACAGCAAACAGGUAAGACGCUGAUGACAGAGAACGUCUACAAUUGCUUUGUUUUAAAAAGCCCCAAGAUGCCAAACAUACUUGUUUCUUUCUAUUCUCCUCAGACUCCAGCAUGUGAAUGUGGGUGUGAGCAGUCAGGCAGAUUCACAGGUGCAGAGGGAGGGUUCAGAGGUGCUGAAGGACAGCCUCUGGAGGGUCACCACAUACCAAGUGCUUCUCCAGAAUCACUCAAGUGAUUACCCGCAGUAAGAAGUCCAUAAGAAAGCCCACUGCAGAUGUUUUCUUUUUAACAAAUAGUACAAGAAGAGGAUAGGAUGCAGAAUCUGCAUCCUAGUAUAGUAAUUCACUUUGUAUUUAAUAGUUCUGCCUUUUUGCAUGGAGUUAUUUGUGCCAAUUUUAAAGCCUAUCAUUCUGAGAGAGGCCUUGGCAAAUCUGUAUCUCUGUAGCCAGGCAAACCAACCAACCAACCAAACAA
Messenger RNA from Mastomys coucha (southern multimammate mouse), 19418 nucleotides. RefSeq names its product zinc finger and BTB domain containing 20 (gene Zbtb20). The coding region runs from base 3200 to 5425 and encodes 741 amino acids. The transcript has 8 exons. Gene Ontology annotation, biological process: regulation of transcription by RNA polymerase II. The record is from RefSeq and is a predicted model, not a curated record. Gene Ontology annotation, molecular function: protein binding; RNA polymerase II cis-regulatory region sequence-specific DNA binding; DNA-binding transcription factor activity, RNA polymerase II-specific. NCBI's taxonomy places the organism in Eukaryota, Metazoa, Chordata, Mammalia, Rodentia, Muridae.